This is a messenger RNA of Malus domestica (apple), 4086 nucleotides long. RefSeq names its product AT-rich interactive domain-containing protein 4-like. NCBI's taxonomy places the organism in Eukaryota, Viridiplantae, Streptophyta, Magnoliopsida, Rosales, Rosaceae. The record is from RefSeq and is a predicted model, not a curated record. Gene Ontology annotation, molecular function: DNA binding.
CCACCAUUACUAUGACUGCCACCUCUACCACCAUCCUCGCCACCUCAUAACCAAGCCCCCAUCUCUCUUCCACCACCACACCCCCACAUUCACGACCCCUACUAUUAUCACCGCCACAACACAACAGGAAAAUUAAAUUAAUCGAAUUCAAAAAAAAAAUAUAGUAAAGAAAUCCUGGGCUUUUCAAAAAACGUUGCUGUUCGUUGUUACCUUUUACCUCCCCAAAUUCCGAAUCUUUGUGGGCAAUAACACAAAAAGUCCAAGAAAUCUCAAUGGGACAGAAAAUUUACUGUUCAAUUUCUUCGAAUGUUACUUUGGGUUUAAUGUUACACUAAACGCAAUGGGUUCAAUCAAAGGUUACUUUAUCAAGUUCGUCAUAAGGACUUUUAAUUGGUUUCGAUGUUUUUUGUUGCGUUUGACCAUUUUGUGGUUUUGAAAUUUGAAUGCAUAUUUCUGACACACCAACCAUAUUUAACAAAUGCGAAUAUUAAUUACUUUUAAAUUUUUAAUAAAAUUUUUGGUGACUGAGAAUUUUGAUUUUAUUUUUGGUCAAUUAGAUUACGAUAGAUGGAAAGAGAUAAAUAAAUUAAUUCCUGAUAGAAAUUGGUUUUUUUAAUACGAAUUUCUUUUUGGGGAUUUGGAUUUUACGAGCCUAGGGUUCUCUUUUCAUACUUUACUCGUCUAUUUUGUGCUUUUUUGUGAUUGUAGAAGCUAAAGGACUCACUUGGGCAGUCGGUUCUUCAAAAUUCCUCAUCUGGGUUGUUCGAGUUCUUCAAUUUCCUCAUCUGGGUCAGUGAGUUUUUGUUAUUUUUCCAUUGUUCUUCGCCAGGUUCGUUGAUUUCCCCACGUUUUCUCAUUUCGGUAUCGGCUAAUUUUUCCAAUUUCAACUGUUUUUGGGUUGAAAUCGAGGGCUUGUUCCCCAAUUUGCUUCAAUCAGUAGGCAAAAGUUGGUUAAUGUUCUCAUUUAUUUUGUUUUGGGUCCUGGAUCUUGUUAUGCUGGCUUUCUGGGGGAUUUUUGGUCCUGAUAGUUCUUUGUGAGGAGGGAUUUUGAUCCCUCUUAGUAGAUUUGCUUAUCCUUCCUUGAAUGCUAGCCAGAAGGUGAAAUUUGAUCAGGUUGGUGUGAUUGGAAUCCAAGUUGAUGCCUGGCUUCAGUGUUAUAGUCUAGGCGGGCGAUUUCAAUGGUUUUCGGGUUUUAAAUCUUCUUUGAGGAGCUUGAGCUUCUUUGCUUUGCCAACUGUGUGGAAGCCUGCGGAAAUAAUGUUUCAUUCUCAGGGAGCUUCAAAGCACCCUUGUAGUCUGCUUGUGGUCACUUGCGGGAACCUUUCUGAAGAGAAAUGUAACAAGGACACCGCAGAUGAUAAGCUCAGAUACCCGUUUCCGGAGUUAGUUUCCUCUGGGCGUUUGGAGGUUCAAACUCUGACCAAGCCAACCAAAGAGGAGUUUCGUAAAAUGCUUGAAUCAUAUAAGCCGAAUCUUGUAUACUUGCAAGGGGAACAGCUUGGUAAUAGUGAAAUUGGCUCUCUUGUCUGGGAGGAUGUUGAUUUGUCAACUGCUGAAGCUAUAUCUGAGAUCUUUGGUGCCACAUUGCCUACAACUGUUUAUUUGGAGGUUCCGUAUGGUGCAACAUUGGCAGCAGCCGUUCACUCUAAGGGGAUUCCUUAUGUGAUAUAUUGGAGAAGUGAAUUUUCUUCUUAUGCUGCUUGCCACUUUCGACAUGCUUUACAUUCAGUGGUACAAAGUUCAUCAACUCAUACAUGGGAUGCCUUCCAACUUGCAUAUGCUUCCUUUAGGAUUUACUGUGUACAAAACAACCAUCUCGUUCCUGCUAACAUAUAUAAAUCUAGUGCGGAGCUGGGGCCAUGUCUUCUUGGUGACCGUGUAAAAAUCAACGUUGAUCUUCCUGAGGCAGAUAUGGAAGAAGAUGAAGAAGGUUCCUUGGGUACUCUCCCUGCUAUAAAGAUACAUGAUGAUGAUGUGAUCUUGAGGUUUCUUGUUUGUGGCGAGCCAUCCACAUUGAUUUAUGGGAUGACUUCUUCUCAGGAUGCAAGCUUAUUAGAACCUUUGGAGGAUGGUCUCAAUGCCCUCUUAAACAUCGAAAUGCGUGGGAGCAAGCUUCAUGGAAAAUUUAGUGCUCCUCCGCCGCCUCUUCAGGCUGGGACAUUUUCUCGUGGUGUUGUGACCAUGCGAUGUGAUGUAUCAACUUGUAGUUCAGCACACAUAUCACUUCUUGUUUCGGGCAGUGCUCAAACUUGCUUUGAUGAUCAGCUCUUGGAGAAUCAUAUAAAGCAUGAAAUUAUUGAAGAGAGUCAACUUGUACGUGUAUUGCCCAAAGAUGAGGAAACCAAAGCACCUCUAUCUGAACCACGAAAGUCUGCUUCAGUUGCAUGUGGGGCUACAGUAUUUGAAGUUAGCAUGAAGGUUCCUGCAUGGGCUUCACAGGUUUUGAGGCAGCUCGCACCUGAUGUCUCCUAUCACAGUUUAGUUGCACUGGGCAUUGCCAGCAUUCAGGGAUUACCUGUGGCAUCUUUUGAAAAAGAUGAUGCUGAGCGCCUUCUUUUCUUCAGUUCCAGUACGGGGAAAGAUGAUAGAUCAAACGGCUUGGUUCUCAGCAGCCUUCCUACUUGGUUGAGACCACCUCCUCCUAGUAGGAAGAGAUCUCAACCAUGCCAAGACACAAGACCGGGUUCUCUUGACGGCCAAGUGCUUCCAUGUUUAGCUGCUUCUAAAAUAGAUGAAGACAAUAAAGUGGCUGGAGCAAUGAAUGGGGUUAACACAGCUUUAAUUCCAACCAGGCAAAGAUUGAAAAUAGCUGCAAUGAGGCCCAUUCCUCAUGUUCGUCGUCCUAAAAUGACACCCUUUUCUGGAAUUUCUGAGGGAGAUGGACAUGAUGGUGGCCAAGUGAAGGUUCAUAUGCCUCCUCCUCCACCCACAAAGCUCAGUAUUGUGGGAUUAACUCCUACAACACAACGAAAAUCGUACUCAAGCUCUUCUCAGGCUAAGCAGAUUAUUUCCUUGAAUCCUUUGCCUUUAAAGAAACAUGGUUGCGGUAGAAGUCCAAUACAUUCUUGCUUAGAGGAGGAGUUUUUGAAGGAUGUAAUGCAGUUUCUAAUUCUCCGGGGACAUAAUCGGCUCAUUCCUCAAGGUGGACUCACUGAGUUUCCAGAUGCCAUUCUCAAUGGAAAGCGUCUUGACCUCUACAACUUGUAUAAAGAGGUGGUCACCAGAGGAGGCUUUCAUGUUGGCAAUGGCAUCAAUUGGAAAGGACAGAUCUUCUCAAAAAUGAGCAAUUACACGAUGACCAAUAGAAUGACUGGUGUUGGAAAUACACUUAAACGACACUACGAAACUUACCUUCUAGAAUACGAAUUGGCUCAUGAUGAUGUAGAUGGGGAGUGCUGCUUAUUGUGUCACAGUAGCGCAGCAGGGGAUUGGGUAAACUGUGGAAUAUGCGGCGAGUGGGCCCACUUUGGCUGUGACAGAAGGCAGGGUCUUGGUGCUUUUAAGGAUUAUGCAAAAACAGAUGGACUGGAGUACAUAUGUCCACAUUGCAGCAUCAGCAACUUCAAGAAGAAACCACAGAAAAUAGCAAAUGGAUUUUCGCAAGGCUCAACAGUAUCACGGCCACUGUAAUUCAAUUUUGCUCCUACAAAAUCAUAAUUAAUAUUACUUUCCUUUUGGCUCUCUGAUUUGGAGGUUGCUUCCCUCCUCAAUCCGGCGCGAGAAAUUGUUGAUUUGUACGGUUGAUUAGGUCUUAAAUCACGUCAAUGGAAAACUAGGAGACGAAUGAUGGGGGGAGGACAAAGUUAGAAAACAGCAAGUGUAGUAGAGCAUACUAGUUGGCGUAGGCAUUUUGUUGCGGGUGGGAAAUUUAUGUUCUCUUUCUAUCUCCUCUUACCCUAUGAUUUCAGUCUCUGUUUAUGUUUUCCCUUUGGGAGGGGGGGGGGGGGUGGUGGAGGUGGAGGUUGAUAGUUAAGAAAUCCCAUGAUUGAGAAGGGUCGAUGUAAUAUAAUGCCGCUAUCUUUGUGAACGUAUAUGACUUUAUGUAGCGUUUAAUGAAAGAUUAUGAAUAUACUGACCUAUCCACAC